AUGGCGGUGGACGGCAUGUUACCAGUGGGAUACCCAGAAAAGAUCCAUGAAGCCAUGCGUUACUCGCUUCUGUCGGCGCCGCCAAAGAUGCGAUGCCCGCUGCUCUGCACCGCCGCCUGCCACGUCAUCAACGGCACCAGGAAGCAGUCCCUGCCGGCGGCGACGGCGGUGGCGAUGCUGCACGCUUCCAUGCUGGCACAUGACGAGCUCCCCUGCAUGGACAGCUGGGGAUGCUUUGUUUGGCUUGGUAUUUCAGCACUUAAUGAGUCUAAGAGAUUUCGAUGGUUAUUGGGGGUAAUGUUGGAGGUGGGUCGCAUGGUGAUGUCGAGAGGCUUAGGGGCUAUGGGAGGUCUGUGGGGCUUAUGUACAAAAAUUGUGGGGGACAUGCUCCAUAUGAAUGGGGCAUCUCAAGGUUCUGAUAGGGUUACUUACCUUAAAGUUCAUGGGAUGGAAAGGUGUAGGUCUAUCGUGGAUGAGCUCAUUGUUAAAGCAAAGGAUUUUCUCUCCUUUUUUGCCCACACUUUGGCAGCUCCUCUCUUGAGUUUUGCUGACUACGCUGCUACAAGGUCUUAUUAG
This is a messenger RNA of Cryptomeria japonica (Japanese cedar), 576 nucleotides long. RefSeq names its product heterodimeric geranylgeranyl pyrophosphate synthase large subunit 2-like. The transcript is spliced from 2 exons. Gene Ontology annotation, molecular function: prenyltransferase activity. Bases 1 to 576 code for a protein of 191 amino acids. The record is from RefSeq and is a predicted model, not a curated record. Lineage: Eukaryota; Viridiplantae; Streptophyta; Pinopsida; Cupressales; Cupressaceae.